This is a messenger RNA of Malassezia pachydermatis, 759 nucleotides long. Its product is annotated as 40s ribosomal protein s3. Gene Ontology annotation, biological process: translation. The record is from RefSeq and is a predicted model, not a curated record. Gene Ontology annotation, molecular function: structural constituent of ribosome; RNA binding. The transcript has a single exon. The coding region runs from base 1 to 759 and encodes 252 amino acids. Lineage: Eukaryota; Fungi; Basidiomycota; Malasseziomycetes; Malasseziales; Malasseziaceae. Gene Ontology annotation, cellular component: cytosolic small ribosomal subunit; nucleus.
AUGGCGUCUGCUAUUAUCUCGAAGAAGAGGAAGUUUGUUGCGGACGGUGUCUUCACCGCUGAGCUGAACGAGUUCUUCACUCGUGAGCUCGCUGCUGAGGGCUACUCGGGCUGCCUGGUCCGUGUGAACCACGUUCGCACUGAGAUUAUCAUCCGUGCUACCCACACCCAGGAGGUGCUCGGUGACAAGGGUCGCCGCCUGCGCGAGCUGACCGCGCUGGUGCGCCAGCGUUUCCGCUUCCCGGAGGGCUCGCUUGAGCUCUACGCCGAGAAGGUCAUGAACCGUGGUCUCCACGCCGUGGCCCAGUGUGAGUCGCUGCGCAACAAGCUCCUCGGUGGUCUGCCGGUGCGUCGUGCUGCCUACGGUGUGCUCCGCUACGUCAUGGAGUCGGGUGCCAAGGGCUGUGAGGUCAUCAUCUCGGGUAAGCUGCGUGCUGCCCGUGCCAAGAGCAUGAAGUUCAACGAUGGCUUUAUGAUCCACACUGGUCAGCCGGCCAAGGACUUUGUGGACCACGCUACCCGCCACGUUCUGAUGAAGCAGGGUGUGCUUGGUAUCAAGGUCAAGAUCAUGCACGGUUGGGACCCCGAGGGUCGCACGGGCCGUCCGUUCCCGCUCCCGGAUGCGGUUACCAUCAUCGAGCCGAAGGAGGACGAGCCGCCGGCGCACCCUGUUUCGGAGGCGCGCAACCAGCCGCAGGCUCCUGCCCAGGCCGAGGCCCAGCAGGCCGCUCCGGCUGCGCCGCAGGCUGCUGCGUUCUAA